Molecule: messenger RNA, 6112 nt
Organism: Etheostoma cragini (Arkansas darter)
Lineage: Eukaryota; Metazoa; Chordata; Actinopteri; Perciformes; Percidae
Gene: otud7b
Product: OTU deubiquitinase 7B
Exons: 12
Coding region: 339-3128 (929 amino acids)
Biological process (GO): protein deubiquitination involved in ubiquitin-dependent protein catabolic process; protein K11-linked deubiquitination; protein K63-linked deubiquitination
Cellular component (GO): nucleus; cytoplasm
Molecular function (GO): DNA binding; zinc ion binding; cysteine-type deubiquitinase activity
Source: RefSeq, a predicted model, not a curated record
GGUUUAAUUCAUCGGUUGACGUUGUUGUUGUAAGUGGAGGAGAAAUUACUUUGUCGGUGGUGGUCCAGUUUGGGAUUUUACACGGAGUUCCACCACUGAAGAUGAUAAAAAGUUAGGAAUUGUUUGUCUUGGAAACGUGUAUGGUACUCACGAGUUGGUAUUAGCUAGAAAACUAAAUGGGACGAUGAAAACAACUGCGAGGCCGUUGAAGGUGUGGCAGGUAGAGUAGCAGAAGGUAGAGGACCGCUUCUCCCUCACCCCUGCCCUUGCCUUAAGUCUGCGUUUUAAUUUAUUUUUCUGCCCGGAUACAACCCGCAACCUGGUGAAUUCAUGAUCACAUGACCGUGGAUAUGGACGCAGUCCUGUCCGACUUUGUCCGUUCCACUGGAGCUGAACCAGGAUUGGCCAGAGAUCUGCUAGAGGGCAAGAACUGGGAUUUCACUGCUGCCCUCAGUGACUUUGAGCAGCUAAGACAGGUGCAUGCUGGGAACCUAACGUAUUCAAUCGCAGAGGACAGGUCUUAUCUGCCACCCGAAAAGGAUAUGGCCAGGGUAGGGCGGCCUAUACUCCACCGCCAAGAUGAUGUGGUGCAAGCAGCUACAGAAAAGCGUCUGUCGAGGGGCAUUUCCCACGCCAGUUCAACCAUCGUGUCACUGGCCCGCUCUCAUGUCUCAAGCACUGGAGGUAGCAGUAGUGAACCACUUCUGGACACGCCCCUGUGCACUUUCCAACUGCCAGACCUCACCGUGUAUCGGGAUGACUUCCGUGGCUUCAUUGAGAGGGACCUUAUUGAGCAGUCAAUGAUGGUGGCCUUGGAGCAUGCAGGGCGACUGAACUGGUGGACGAAAGUGGUUUCAAACUGUCAGAAUCUGCUGCCUCUUGCAACAAGCGGAGACGGAAAUUGCCUGUUACAUGCCGCUUCGCUUGGUAUGUGGGGUUUUCAUGACCGGGACCUGAUGCUACGGAAAUCCCUAUAUGCGCUGAUGGAUCACGGGUUGGAGAGAGAGGCAUUGAAGCGCAGAUGGAGGUGGCAGCAGACCCAGCAGAACAAAGAGUCUGGUCUGGUGUACACGGAGGAGGAGUGGCAGAAAGAGUGGAAUGAACUGCUAAAGCUCGCCUCCAGUGAGCCAAGAAUACACUACAGCACCAACGGCACCAACGGGGCGGAGUCCUCAGAUGAACCAGUGUACGAGAGUUUAGAGGAGUUUCACGUCUUUGUCUUGGCCCACGUCCUCAGAAGACCCAUUGUGGUGGUGGCUGACACCAUGCUGAGGGACUCAGGAGGAGAGGCCUUUGCUCCCAUCCCGUUCGGAGGCAUCUACCUACCACUGGAAGUGCCAGCUGCCAAGUGCCAUCGCUCUCCCCUGGUCCUGGCAUACGACCAGGCGCACUUUUCUGCCCUGGUCUCCAUGGAACAGAGGGACAGCUCCAAAGAGCAAGCAGUUGUGAUCCCUCUCACUGACUCUGAGCACAAAAUGCUGCCGCUGCACUUUGCUGUGGACCCUGGGAAAGAUUGGGAGUGGGGCAAGGAUGACACAGACAACGUGAUGCUGGCAAGUGUGGCUCUAUCUUUGGAGGCCAAGCUCCAGAUGUUACACAGCUACAUGACAGUCACCUGGCUGCCCCUGCCCUGUGAGCAAGCCCCUCUGGCCCAGCCUGAGUCUCCCACCGCAUCAGCAGGAGAGGAUGCCCGAACGCCUCCUGACUCAGGAGAGUCAGAUAAGGAGUCAGUCAGCAGCAGCUCCAAUGGCAAUGGAGAAACAACAACAGGAUCAACUGUCAAUGGAGGAGGAUCCUUGGCCAAGAACAGCUCUUCUUCCUCAUCUAGUUCCUCCAGCAGUGGCUCGGCGGGGGCGGGGACAGGAACAGCAGGGAAGGACAAAACCAAGAAGGAGAAGGACAAGGAUAAAGACAAGAAGAGGGCAGACUCUGUGGCCAAUAAGCUUGGCAGUUUUGGCAAAAGCCUGGGCAGCAAGCUAAAAAAGAACGUGGGCGGACUAAUGACAGGAAAGAAUGCUGGAGCUGGAGGUGCCAAGCAGGAGGCUGUGGAGAAGAAGAAGGGCUCAUUUAGGGGGAGGAAGGGCAGCAAGGAUAGCUCGCCUUCAGCCCACGCCUCAGAGGAUUCUGGGAAAGGCUCCCCCUCCUCAGGUAGUGAGCGUGUCAAUGGAACAGGGAGCAGUAUGAGCAGCAGUGGUGGGAGCAGUACGGAGAGCGAUAACUACAAGUACAGUGCUGAUGUAAAGGUGAGCCUUGGCAUCAUGCGAGCUGCCAUGCAAGGUGAGAGGAAAUUAAUCUUUGCCAGCCUUUUGACUACCAGCAACCGGCAGCCUUUCCAGGAGGAGAUGAUCCAGCGGUACCUUGCUGAUGCAGAGGAGCGCUUUCGGGCCGAGCAAGAACAACAGCGACGUGAUGCAGAGAGGAAGGGCGUCACCAACGGCAUCCAGCCACCUAAGAAAGAUACAGUUGGCAAUACAGAGCUAACCUACCGGCCUUAUGAGGCCAAAGAGGAGCUGUCGGAGAACUUGUCACCUUCCUUUAACCAACUCAAGCCCUCUCUUUUGAGCCACUCUAUAUACCCUGGUGUUCUGCCCAUCCCCCGACCCUCCUUUAUAGACCAGACUCCUGCUUCGGCACCCCUUACUCAGCACCUUCAUAUGCACGGAUUCAUGGAUACUCGGCGCCAGCUAGCUGGUGGCUCCCCGGCGACCUCCUACCCCGGCCUGCCAUCUUAUGCCACCCUUCCCCGGCACUGCCCCACAACGCAGGGUCCCUCCCAACCCCAGUACAAUAACUUGCAAGGCCCCACCUCCCUGAGUCCCUCUCGCCUCACGCCCUCGUACCGCCCUGAGUUUGACCCACCAGACUACCCUGGGUCUGAACCCAAUGGUGGGAGUUACACCAACGGCUUCCGGGACAUGCGCUCCAACUUAGACUCUAGGAGUGGGCAACCCCCGGUCAGACACUACUCACUGGGCAGUGCCGGUGGUUUGGCCAGCUUGCAGUCCACCCGCUGUCGGACACCUACCUGCACCUACUAUGGACACCCCGAAACAGGCAACUACUGCUCCUACUGCUACCGGGAAGAGCUGAAGAAGAGAGAGCCAGAACCAGCCAUCCACAGGUUCUGAAUAAACUUUUGCUAUGGCUUGAAUUCGAUGAGUGGCCUUUUUCAGUUAAAAAUAUAACGCCUGGGGUGGAUCAGCCUCUGAAUGGACAAGAGAAAGGCACAACCAACUCCCUCCCUUUUUUAGCUAUGUCACUUCCUGAUGGAAUAGACAACCUCAGAUAGUGGCAGAGAGUCAACACUGUGACUCCCCGAUCUGUCCCGGAAACCUGAUUUGUUCUAAGCAUGUGUGAAGAUGGUUGAGGUUAGGCAUUGACUUUGAAUGGGUAGGGUCAGGAUUUGAAUUUGUUUAUUUUGCACAAUAAAAACAAAACAGUUACACAAGGAAAUACAGUAAUAUAAAGUAAAGAUUGUAACCUAAUAAAGAAGAAAAGAGUAUAUAACAAAAAGCGUCCUUAACAAAGAAGUUGAACCUAUGUAAGCAUUACAUAAACAACAAAGGCAUAAAAUAAAUUACAAGAAUAUAGAUAAAAUGAAUAGCCCAUUUGUCAGGGGAUAGGACCUGAACAUCUGGUUUUCCAGUAUGUAUCACGUAGUAACAGACACAACUACAGAAUAAGCAGGAUGGUUUCUGGCUGCUGGGGUUGCAUGUUAGACCAUACAAUACACUAACUGCACUUAUGUUACAUUUUGGUGUGUGUGUGUGUGUGUGUGUGUGUGUGUGUGUGUGUGUGUGUGUGUGUGUUUUUUGCAGGCUCUCCUUUAUCAGUUGUACACCUUGCUACUGUCUCCUCCUAGUGGAGAGAAUGUAUAUGGCAAGCGCCACACAUAACCUUCAUAAACACGUAUAUACAGUAAGUUAGAUUCACGCUACUACAUACGCAGACAUGCGAGCACAAACAGAAAAAGCACGAGUGUCUCCACUACAUUUGUGGUCUGUGAUAUAUUUGGAUUGGUUAAUUAAGGGAUGUUUGAGCAUUUUGAAGUCCCAUCCGGUUAGGGUGACUUCAGUGUUAAAUAGAUUUUACACUACAGCUACUCGAUGCUUGCGUCAUAUGUACCUCAAAACAGCAGAAUGAAUCCUUGCCUGUCACCAUUUGCAUAAUGCAAAUUCGAAACUACUGUGCAAUGCUGAAUGAUCAGGCGUUCUUUAGGCUGCUGUGGUGCUAAUGCUCCAGAAUGCAAACACAUAAAUAUUCAUGCAUUAAAGACAACUGCGCUGUUAUGCUUUUGGCAAAACACAAUUGAUACAUUUUGUAAAUUGGAUUAUAAAGAUCUCAACAAUUUAAAGAUUAAAUGCAAUUGGCCAGAUUGUUAACUACGCAUUGUUGAACACAGGUGACAUAGCAACAUGGCAUUACAAUAAGAUACGGUUCCCAGAGUCUGAUCCAGAGUAUUAAAUAUGUUUGUUGUAACAUUUCUGUUUAAUGGUUGGGCUUCCUCUUCCUGUAACAAUGUUUGGUGUUGAGGCAUUUGAUUUUUGUGGCCAAGACAGGCAUGCAAUACUUCACACUACAAAGUCAAAAUGUCACAUCCAGCACAACAGCUAUUGGAGACGCCCGUCACAUGCGUAACAUUCUGUAAAAUUAAAUUAUUAAAAUGUGACUAAACACAUUUUGGGAUUUCAGAGAAGUGAAGUUAAUAAAUCAUUUGUUAUUAAACAAAUGACAGACUUGCUCUAAAUCAGUGGGGAUGUUUGCAGUUGUGACAAUUGUCUCCAAUUACUGUGCGCAUGAUGGAAAUGUUGAUUACCCAAUAGCAUCCACAUUGUGUAGAAAAGAUUCUAGGCACAAAUGAUGAUUCUGAAACUCUUGUUUUGAAAUGACAAACCCUCUGUGCUCUGGUGGUUUAGAAAUGUGAAGGAAAAAGAGAUGUUUCAUACAAUCUCAUUAUCACAAAAAAGUCAUCCAUUCAUGUCGUCUUCAGUAAUAGGACAUCUUAAUGCUAAUUGGUUUGGUUGCCCACUGCAAAUUCUGAAGUUCUACUGAAGGCAGUUUCUUUUUUCUGGCAUUCGUCCCGCCAAAUCCAGUUGCGUAUUCUCUUGUUGCACAAAUUCAAGCACUUUCCUGAUGUCCGUAGAUACAAAGUUUUUACUGUUUUUGAAGUGGCCUGACUGUUGUCCUUUGUUCAUCUCUGCAGACACUGCCACCUCUGUUCAUGGGGAAUCAGGGGCACAGGCUAGAAGGGUUUCUCUAAAGGAUUCAGUUACUGUAGAGCUAAAGCAUUUUGGUGCCGGCGUCACCAUCUAACUCAGUUUCCUAGUUGCCUUUUUCAGCAUUUGUCCUCGUGGCAUCACAAUCCUGUCUGUACAUUGUGCAAGACGAACAUCAAGUAUCCACUGCUUGCUUUGCCUGCAGUCUCUACUACUACUGUCCCAAAAUUUAACAAAUUAUUAUUAUUUUUUAAAUUGUGUUGAAGCUAUUGAGAUAAUGAUUCUUUUCAGUUGUGCAUAUUGACUAGUUGAUACCGGCUGAUGUUGAGUCUUCCUUAUAAUAAUAAAUCAAAUUUAAAGCUGUUUUAGUUGUACUAAUGUCAAAAAGGCUACUUAAAUAUUUGUGAUUAUUUCUCCUAUAAUAAGCCAUGGUGAGGAAUUUCUUUUGAGGUAGUUUGACUCUUGUUGAUUGAUUGAAUCUGUUCUUUGGCAUUAAGUCUAGAAAAGCACAACUUAGUAUGCAAUUCACUGCCUUGCCCAGUUGAGGGCACUCUUGUUUUGUUUUUGUUUUUAACUCGGUUUGGAGCGACCUACAUUCAAACUGCAAACAGAAAUAACCAAAAUAUUGGGGAGUAAUUUUCAGUAGUGCUUAUUCAACACUAUGUAACACUAUAACAAUAUUUUCUAUGUUGCUAAUGCUGGUCAAUGAACAUGGGAGUUUAUUUGCUGCUUUUAAAGUAACACUAGAUUUGAAUGACAAGAAAACACUUAAAUCAUGCUAUUUCCCAAAAAGAAACGUGCAUUUGCUGUGUUUAUGUGUGUGUCCAUGCACUGGCAUUUUGAUUCAGACAAUACUCAUCAAGUGUUCCCUUACUGUGGAAAGAUUAUGCCUGUUU